Molecule: messenger RNA, 1123 nt
Organism: Xiphophorus couchianus (Monterrey platyfish)
Lineage: Eukaryota; Metazoa; Chordata; Actinopteri; Cyprinodontiformes; Poeciliidae
Gene: emc10
Product: ER membrane protein complex subunit 10
Exons: 8
Coding region: 58-849 (263 amino acids)
Cellular component (GO): EMC complex
Source: RefSeq, a predicted model, not a curated record
UCUGAAAAUGCAGAUGUUACUUCUUUAGCCAUCUUCCGGUGUCCACAGUUAGCAGCAAUGGCUCGCCUGCUACCGCUUAAUGUUGCUGUUAUUUCCAUUGUUUUGUUAUUUAUAUGCGCAAAUUUAGUAUCAUGUAAUAACGGCCGAAGGGUCGGUGAUCCGUUGGAGGCCGAACUCAGUGGAUUCUCGGUGCCGCUUGAACACUCGUUUGAACUCGAUGAUGUUGCAAAGUUUCAGUCGCGUGGAUCCUUGCUGCUGAAAACGGGUCGGGAGCCAAGCGUCUCUCUAACUCAGAACCAGCUGUCAGAAGACGACCGCUCCAAGCUGAAGGAAGUGGCUGCAGUCGACGGCCUGUACAGAAUCCGAGUGCCUCGGGUUUCCCUGCAGGCGGACAGACAGACGGAGUGGCAGGUGGACGGUUACCUCAUAGCGUUUGUCAGAGCCUGUGCGAUGGUUGAGUCCCACCUGAGCGACGUGAUCACGCUCCACACCGACGUGUCGGGAUACCUGAUCGGCGUCUCCAUAGUAACCUUACCUGGAGCCUGCAGAGGUGCCGAGGUCGAGGAUGAAGUCGACCUGGAGGUUUACAACACAACUCUGAGCAUCAUGGCUCCUGUAAACGCUCCAGGACCGGAGACGGCUCUGUUCCUGGAACGGAUGGAACAAGAAUCUGAGAAGAAAGGAAAGAAUCCACAAGAGCAGAAAUCGUUCUUCGCCAAAUACCUUCUGCAGAGACGGAGGAAGCAUGAAGCGCAUCGGCUGCUUUUGGCUAAAAUAACAGAAUGCUUUCUGUUUUUCCAGCCUGUCUUGUUAAUUGGAUGUACAUCGUGCCUCUCGUUCUUUUCCUGAUGAUGUCAGGCGCCCAGGACCAAUCAGGCGGCGGCGCUGGGGGUGGAGCCGCCAACGGAGGUGGUCGAUGAUCAGCUGAUUGUUUCUGUUUUGUUUUUUUUCCAGUAUCAUUCACUGAAUAAUAAUUCUCAGUUUUUAUCUGCUGUACAUAAAGCUAUUUAAGGAGGAACAUAUUUGUUGUGCAUCUAAAAUCUGUACAGUAAAGAGGAAACUUUGACCUGCAGGCGACUGCACUUUUACUACUAAUGUGGAAAAUAAAGUAUUUAUUACUUUA